AACUAAUCACAAAUAGUCAAAGACAGGGAACUAGUUGACCAUAAAAAGUGUAAUAAAGCGCGUGAGAUUUUCCUUAUAAAUAACAACGUUUCAUCGUUCUUCCUCUUCGAUCCAAUCCCUCUCUCUUUCUCUCAGACAACAUCAUCAAAUCGAUCUUCUUCAUUCUCAAGAAAAGAAGACAAAAACAAAGAUGACAGAUCUUUAUGUUUCUUUAUUCAUCUCAAAUUAUUCUCCAACUCCGAUUCAAAAAGUCGUCUCUUUGGUCUCUCGAACGGGAAGAGAUUUACAACGCUACGACACAACUGGUUAUCGUCAGGUCGUCGGAUGUAUACCGUAUAGAUACAAGAACGAUGGAGAGAUUGAAGUUUUGUUAAUAAGUGCACAGAAGAAAGGGAAAGGAAUGUUAUUACCAAAAGGUGGUUGGGAGAUUGAUGAAUCUAUUGAAGAAGCAGCUUUGAGAGAGACCAUGGAGGAAGCUGGUGUUACGGGACAUCUCGAAGAGAUACUAGGGAAGUGGCAAUACAAGAGUAAAAGACAUAACAUGGUUCACGAUGGUUACAUGUUUCCUAUGCUUGUCAACGAGCAGUUUGAGCAAUGGCCUGAGUCUGGUUUCAGACAAAGGAAGUGGGUUUGUUUGUCUGAAGCGUUUGACUUGUGUCAGAAUUGGUGGAUGAGAGAAGCUUUGGAAGUAUUCAUUGACCGGAAAUGUCUAUGAUCAUAUUGGAAUUGAUGGAUACAGAAAAGACUUUUGAUUGUUCUAAAGCUUUCAUUGGGAGCUUUUGAAGAGCAGAUCAUGUUUGAAGUCUUUUGAUUUGAUUUAUUCAUUUGUUAGAUAGGUGUUUAGAUAGAAAGAUUCAUUCUUAAUUGUUUGAAUUAAUGUUUGGCUUCAUAUAAUCUGUAACUGUGUAUAUAUUAUAAAUAAAUUGGAUUAUCAAUAUUUAUAAAUGGGAAAUUUAUAAAUGGG
This is a messenger RNA of Eruca vesicaria subsp. sativa (arugula), 964 nucleotides long. The record is from the annotation of a GenBank genome assembly. Lineage: Eukaryota; Viridiplantae; Streptophyta; Magnoliopsida; Brassicales; Brassicaceae.